AUGGAAGAAGAACAAAAUGAAAUAGAAGAUCACUUUGAAGCCUUACUCAAUGAUAUUGAGGAACUGCAAGAUGAAGUGGAAGACGAUGAUGAGGACCCUGAUGAAAAUGGUGUUGUCCUCGACAUUGACGUAGAAGCGCUUCCUGAUGAUAUACGCUUGGAAGUCCUGAAACAAACCAAUGAAAGUACCACGGCAGCAGCCUGGAGAAGCAGCCAGGAGCAAGCAGAUAAGGCAGCAUCGAAGUCCAAGAAACAAAAAGCAGAAAAAAUCAAGAAGAAAAAGAAGAAGGGGAAGAGGUCGAAGAGCGAGUCACAUGAAACAGAGCCAUGCGGCACGGCUACCGGAGGUGAAAAUGUGGAUGUCUUCAGUCCUCUGGAGUCCCAGGAGGAGACACGAGGUGGGGUCUAUGAAGAAAAGACGGAGAAGAAAGUAAGGAAGAAAAGGAAGAGCAAGAAACCAAAGAAAGUAACAGAUGAGACAGAGAUAAUUGAGGAAGAUAUAUCUGGUUUGAUGGAGCAAGAUGCAGCUGGCGACGGUGAGGGGGUUAAGCCUUUGUCACCCUUGGAGCAGCUAGAGGUUGAUCUAAUGAAAGCUGAACUUGAAGAGGUUGGCACAUGGGUGCAGUGUGACAACAGAUGGUGUAGAAAAUGGAGGUUGUUAAGAGAUGUGAGUGACCCAUCGGAGUUGCCAAAUAAGUGGACCUGUAAUAUAAGUACAGAUGAAGACUUCGACAGCUGUGAUAUACCUGAGCAAACCUGGGACAAGGAAAAUGAGGAGAACUUUGUUUAUGCAGAGUUUACUGAAGGUUCUAUCGUCUGGGCCAAGAUGGAUGGAUAUCCAUGGUGGCCUGCGAUGGUCCAGAAUGAUCCUGACCUGAGGACAUUCUAUGAGUCGGAGGACAUUAAUCCUAUGAUGCCAUUGUACUACCAUGUUGUGUUCCUUGACAAGAAGCAAUCUCGUGCCUGGGUGAGGAAGGGCUCUAUCAAGGCAUUCAACUGCAACCAAGAGGAAGAAGUGGUCGCUUUCCCUUACAUGGCCAAAGGGCAGAGCUACAAGAAACAGAGAGAUUUUGCCCUUCAACAGGCUGUGAAUGCUGCUGGUAUGAGCAUUGAAGAAAAGCUAACAAAGUUUGGAUUCAAACAGAAGAAAUGUUCAAAGCAAAGUCAACGUUAUCAUGAUUUGCAAAUGUCGAUGUCUGAUGAUGACGAUUUUGAUGUUCCCAUGCCAAAAGAGCGUGGCAGUCGCAAGAAGAGAAAAGUUGACGGGGAAAAUUUGGAUGAUGUGAAACCUGUCUCAAAGCACGGGAAGUCAGAUGUAAAGAAGAAAGUCAAGAAAGCUAAAUCAAGAGAGAGGACGGAUAAAGACGGGAAGAAGAUGAAAAAGAAGAAAACCAGAAACGACGUUGAGAAACACUUGAAAGUGCUACCUGAAAACCCUAAAGUAGACUUUAGAUUUAGAAGUAGUAGUCAGAAAUGUAGUAGUGGUAGUCAAAAUCGUAGUAGUCAGAAGAAUGACAGGGUAUACUGUACUGAUAAUGAGAAUGAAGGGGACGUUUUAGAUCUUGAUGAUGCGGAUGAUGAUCAUGUUGAUGAUGGGGUUGUUACUGCUGAAAAUAAAGAAGUUUGCAGUGAUGAAAUUAUCCUAAAGGAGGGCAAAAUUUGUGGAGAGGUGACAGAGAAGGAUGAUGUGGUUGAGAAGACACAAGAAUAUGAUAUGGAAGUACCAGAUACAACAGGGUAUGCAACAGUUAGGGAGACGGGCAAUAAAGGGAAGAUGAAGUGUAAACCUAAGAAAAAGGAAAUGAUUGAAAAAGACACGGAGGGAAAGAUAGCAGAGAUUGCUGAAAAUGGUGAUGGUAAAAAGAAGAAAUCGGCAAAACUGAAUAAGAAAGAGCCAUCUGAGUGUGCAAUUGGUGGAGAGAAGAAAUUGGUUAAAUCUAAAGAGAAGGUGAUGUCUGACAAUAGAGAGAAGAAAGCAGUUAAGCCAAAGAAGAAGGUUGCCACUAGCGAGGGUGAUGAUGGGGAGAAGAAAGUAGUUAAGCCAAGGAAGAAGGAGGGAGUUGAUGGGGAGAAAAAAUUGAAGAAGAAUUUGUUGAAGAAGUUUGGUGAGGAAGGUGUUGGAAAAGAUGCUGGUAUGGCUACAGAUAAUGGUGAUGAUGGUGAAAAGGAACCAAAGAAGAUAAUGGCUAUAAAGAAGAGGAAGAAGAAUGAUAUAGAUAAGGAAAAUGUGAAACUGAAAGAGAAGAAAAAGAAGAAGCUAAAUAGUGAAAACACCGAGGACAGAAAGAAGAAGAAGGCUGUGAGUGAGACUGGGGAAGUAAAGGAGAAAAAAAUACAGAAGAAGCGCAUAAAGUCUGAGAGUGAAGGUGAAGAGAAGCGGAAGAGGAAGAAAGUGAAAGGAAAGGGGGAUCCUGUGAAGACUGAGGCAUCCGCAGACUCGGAGUUGACCCGUGAUGCCGCUGAAAAGGAGAGUGUCAUUGAAUCUGUGAAGGCAGCAGAGGACAAUGCGAAGGAGACAGAUAUUCCUGGUAGCAAGUCUAAGAUAUCUUGGAAGAAAGUCCAAGGCAGUCCCUGUUCGUCACAACCAAAGGUAUGCAGCAGUCCGUCAGCAAAGUCUGACCAGAAAGCUGAGAAAAGUCCCAUACAGGCGGUCGCCCAUAUUCCCAAGACCGUUGAUAAAAUGCAUAGCAGUCCGGCUAAAGCUGUUAAAGCUCAAACAGCAUUGAAGAUGGAGAAGAAAGUUGCUGGUCCAAUGGAUCGUUUUCUUGUCAAGCCCAAGUCGAAGUUUGUAGCCCCCGUCGUUAGUAGAUCUACUGCAAAUGUUAAGACAGACACAACCCAGACUGUUGUGAAGACGAAAGCCGUUACCCCAAAGAAAACUUCAAAACUUGGUCUAAGAAAGGAAAAGAAUAACGAUGCCAAAUGUCGAAAAGAAAGUUCCCAGAAUCAUAAAGUCAAGAUUUCAGCAGAAGUACAUGAAGUUUUUGACAAGGAUAGUCGGGAAUUGGAUCUGGUGCUACUGGAGGCAUCGAAGGAAUCCUUUCAAUGCACUGUACCAGCUGAUCCAAGACCUGAGAGCCCUGUCAUGGAAUUUGAAGACCUUGACAAGCCAGACAGUCAAGUUUUACAGGUCCCCACAAGAUGUGACAGCCCUGAAUUUGAUCUCGCUGACAACCCCGACCGCCAGGCAAUGGAUGUCGGACCUGUAAGUCCUGCCAUGUCAAUGGCAGAAGAUGAAAGCCAGGAGAUGGAUCUUGAUGCUGAUUCCCAACCGAAGCAUAUUCAGGAAAGCUCUAGUCCACUUAAAGUAGUUAAUGAAAGUUGA
This is a messenger RNA of Lineus longissimus, 3324 nucleotides long. RefSeq lists its product as uncharacterized. The record is from RefSeq and is a predicted model, not a curated record. The transcript has 12 exons. Gene Ontology annotation, cellular component: nucleus. Bases 1 to 3324 code for a protein of 1107 amino acids. NCBI's taxonomy places the organism in Eukaryota, Metazoa, Nemertea, Pilidiophora, Heteronemertea, Lineidae. Gene Ontology annotation, molecular function: zinc ion binding.